AUUAGUAGAAAUAGGUAUUUGUAAGCGUUAAAAAGAGCGCUUUGUUGUUGUUACAUCUGCUGUUUUAUAAUUAUGAAAAAAUUGUUUCUUUCUGAUUCUCAAUAAGUUAAUAUUAUGGAUAUAAAUUUUUCUGAAACUUUAAAAUACAAGUGUCAUUUGAAUAAAUUUGUUAAAGUUCAGACUGUUGAUCGUAUUUGCCAUGAAGGAUGGAUGAAGGCUCUUGACCCACUAAGUGGAAACAUUAUUCUUGUCACUCUUAAUAAUGAUAAAUCGAAAAUAACUAAGUCUACACUGAUCAUAAGUGAAGCCUGUGUAAGUGUAAAUGUUGACGAAUCAGUUCCAGGAACUUUACCUGAUUUAUCUCUUGGUAAUAACACUUCUUUAACACCAGCAGAAUUAGAAGAAUUGAAAGGACGUUUAGUUACUUGGAUUAAAAAGCAUCGACUACCUGUAACAGAAGAUGAAGAUGGCUCUCUGAUAGUUUGUGAUUCAGUGACUAUUCGUCCUCCAUAUCGUCCCGAAAACUGCAUCAGUAAAAAUGUUCGCAUUUUACAAAAAACGUCAGAAAUUAUUGAAAGUUUGCCUGCAGAGAUCGAAACUAUUGAAACUCAACUCAAAAAUGCUGUAGAGGAAGUAGUUACCGCUUGAUAUUUUUCGGGUGCUUUUAUUCGUAUUUAUUUGUUCUGCUUUUUUUUUUUUU
Messenger RNA from Parasteatoda tepidariorum (common house spider), 700 nucleotides. RefSeq names its product gem-associated protein 6. Gene Ontology annotation, cellular component: nucleus; SMN complex. The record is from RefSeq and is a predicted model, not a curated record. Gene Ontology annotation, biological process: spliceosomal complex assembly; spliceosomal snRNP assembly. NCBI's taxonomy places the organism in Eukaryota, Metazoa, Arthropoda, Arachnida, Araneae, Theridiidae.